Molecule: messenger RNA, 1314 nt
Organism: Vanrija pseudolonga
Lineage: Eukaryota; Fungi; Basidiomycota; Tremellomycetes; Trichosporonales; Trichosporonaceae
Gene: faeA
Product: putative feruloyl esterase A
Exons: 3
Coding region: 1-1314 (437 amino acids)
Biological process (GO): lipid metabolic process
Source: RefSeq, a predicted model, not a curated record
AUGAGGCUGUUUAAUCUCAUCGUACCGCUCAUAUCCCUCGCCGGCGUGGCGUAUGGCCUGCCCUCGACGUCCCCUCUGGCCGGGCGCUCCCUCGCUCCCCGCGGCGUCGGCACGCUCGGUGAAGGCGCAUUCGCAGGCAGCGGCGCCGAUGCGUCCCGCAUUACCGCGCUCCAGCUCCUGCUCGGCGUACGCGGCCACGCCGUCGCCGUCGACGGCGUAUGGGGCAGCGAGACGUCCGGCGCUGUGUCCGCGUUUCAGUCCGGUGCGGGGCUCGACGCCGACGGCAUCCCGGGCCCUGCGACGCUCGGCGCGCUCGUCGACCAGAUCCAGCAGGGCGACGGCGGCGGGAUCGUCUCCGCCGCUCAGACGACGCUCAAGACGCACGGCGGGCCGGCCGACCUCGCUGUCGACGGCGACUUUGGGCCCGGGACGCAUGCCGCCGCGGUCGCUUUGCAGGGUGCGUACGGCCUCGCGCAAGACGGUAUCAUCGGCCACAACUCGUGGACCGCGCUGUUCAACGAGCCGCUCGCGGCUCCGCCGCCGCCGCCCCCGACGCCUGAGGACCCGAAGAAGCCGGUCCCCAACGCCGUUACUGCCGGCCAGGCCAGACUGCUCAGCGACCCCGAGAUCAUCGACCUCGAAAGAAAGGCCCGCUACGCUGCUUCUACGGCGCCGGCGGGAACGGCAAGACUGUACCGACGUGUGGGCGGGACGUGGUGGAACAACUUGUGGAUUCUCCAGAAGACGCCGACCGAGGAGCACUUCCCCGGCUCGACGGGGGUACGGCUCCACUCGGGCUUCUACGACGACUUUGUAGCGAUGAUCAAGCCGAUCCAUGCCGCUGUCGCCAAGGCGCGUGUGGACGGCAACACACGCAUCCUCGUCGUGGGGCAUUCGCAGGGCGGCGCGGUGUCGACGCUCAUGGCGGCCAGUCUGCAGGCCACGUUUAGCGACAUGACCGUGUUCGGCGCGUCGUUCUCCGCGCCGCGCCAGGGCAACACCAAGUGGGCCGACUACGUCGACCGGGUGCUCAAGGACCGCGCGCCCCACGUCAUCAACUACAACGACGCGGUGCCCAACCUCCCCAUGCGGGAGGGUAAGCUGUUCGGGCAGACGUUCGAGUACACGCACCCGUCGCACGAGGUCUGGAUCACCAAGGAACAGCAGUGGAUCGCCUGUAAUGGGAGAGAGAACACGUACUGCGCCAACUCGACCAUGCCCAAGAGCUUUGGUCCCCAUGGAGGCCCGUUCGGGACCGUCAAGGGCAUGGGAGGGUGUGAGGCGUCGCGAGGCAUUGCUAGGCCAAGUGGGUGA